AUUCAUUCUACUUUUCUUUAUUUUCGUAUCUAAUAUAAUGAAUUUUUUAGUAAUAAACUCUAAUGCACUUCCAUUUUCAGAUAAUAAAAAAUUCCCUAUAAUCGACGUUAUUGGAACUAUCACUGAAAUGCCAAAUAUUGAUUUUCCAAAGAAUAUUACAAUACCAGAUCAUCAUAAAUUUGAUUUCUUACUUUCAGCUUAUGGAGUGCAAAUUUAUAAAUGUUUUGUUAAUAAUCAUAUUCCAAAUAAUUGGACGCUCGUAACACCCGACGCGUUUUGCAUCAAUGAUAAACAUACUCAAACUUUUACACCAGAGUUUGAAGUUGUCCAUCAUUAUUUCUUACCAAAGCUUAUUAAUGGCGGAAGGAUUGUGUGGAAGUCAAUAAUUAAAAAUGACAAUUCCUUAAUUGUAGCAAAAGUCAUUGCACAAAAUACUUCACCUGAUGGUCCAAGUAAUCUCCCUUGGCUAGUUAGUCAAGUCACUCAUCAUGAAGGUGAAGGAAGAUAUUCUGAAGUCACAUAUGUCUUACGAGUGAAUACUCAAGGAGGGGUCGCUCCUGCUGCCGAACAAUGCGGAACUUUUUAUCCGGAUGGAGCAAUAGUGAAAAUUCCAUAUAACACUGAUUAUUUUUUCAUAAAAUAGAAUAUAGAUCACAUGAUAGAUUUAUAUACUUUUUAAAAAAUUCUUUUCCUCCGAUAAUUCUUUUAGACUUUCUUGUCGUAAUAUUAAA
Molecule: messenger RNA, 731 nt
Organism: Rhizophagus irregularis DAOM 181602=DAOM 197198
Lineage: Eukaryota; Fungi; Glomeromycota; Glomeromycetes; Glomerales; Glomeraceae
Source: RefSeq, a predicted model, not a curated record